Molecule: messenger RNA, 4637 nt
Organism: Harmonia axyridis
Lineage: Eukaryota; Metazoa; Arthropoda; Insecta; Coleoptera; Coccinellidae
Product: protein tramtrack, alpha isoform-like
Exons: 3
Coding region: 603-2360 (585 amino acids)
Biological process (GO): regulation of transcription by RNA polymerase II
Cellular component (GO): nucleus
Molecular function (GO): protein binding; DNA binding
Source: RefSeq, a predicted model, not a curated record
AAAGUACUCAUUCAAGAAGGCAAAUCACUGGAUCCCAAAACCACACAACCAUCAAGGCAAUCCCGACCGAACCGAUUGUCAACAUCGCGACUAACAAGCGUAGCUCUCAGAGCGAGCUUUGCGAAUCCCACAGCCACGACGCAAAUUGGCAAGGAGUUGGCAAAUGACUGAGCCCUGCUGUGCCUCCCGACCGGCGGCUCCGCUCAACGUUGGAACCCGCCCCCCAAACACUCCACAUCAGCCGGCGUUUUUGCACACGUCGCGGCCCCGCUAUUCGCAAUGUUGCGGUUGGUCAAGAUCCAGGAUCCUGGCGUGACGUAGGAGCCACUGUCAAUGUCCUUAGCGUAGGUCGGCGAACGGGUCUGGAUCUAGCGGUAUUAGGAGUUUAAUCGCGUGCGAAACGGGUCUCAAGGACGCGGGCGAAUCGGGUGAGUUUUUGCGUACGUCCAGGAAUCCGACACUUUCGCUUUCUAUGUGGUGCGUCGCGUGGCCGCCCAAACGGCCGGAACUUGUUGCCGUUGACCGUCGGUCGUAGGAGGGGUCGAUGAACUCGUUGUUGUUGUUGUUGCGUUUUGGUGCAUCUGGGAGGUUUUAGAGUCAAAAUGGAACAGGUGAUGCAAAAGUACUGCCUACGAUGGAACAACUACCAGACGAACUUGGUCAGAGUUUUCGACGAGAUGCUCAAGAACGAGAACUUUACCGACGUCACCAUAGUCUGCAAUGACGGCAUUCGCUUCAGGUGCCACAGGAUGCUCUUGGCGGCAUGCUCAAAAUUCUUCCAGGACCUCUUCAUCAGCGUACCCGGCGAUCAACAUCUCGUCAUGCUCCUUAAGGACGUCAAACACACGGACAUGAAACACAUCUUGGAGUACAUGUACACCGGAGAGGUUAACGUAGCCCAAGAAGAGAUAUCUUCUAUCAUCAGAACAGCGGAAGAGUUGAAGAUCAAGGGUUUGAUUGGUGAAGAUAAGGUUACGAAGAAGGAAGAAGAACCUGUUGAAGAAGCUCCUCCCAGCAGACCUACUUCAGGUCACAUGCACAGUAACAGCAAUAUGCACUCACCACCUCAUUCCAACAAUGCCAUGUACAAGAAUCCUUAUUCUAAUAUGUACUCCAAAAUGCACACUACCGAGAGGAACAGCAUGCCCAUGUGGCACGUCCCUGGCUUGCCUCUGCCUCCAGUAGCUGAAAAUCCUUCCUCCAAUCACUUUUCCGUACCAUCACCGCCUAAUGUUAUGCCAACCUACGAACAACACAACCAAGAAGUCUACCAUCACAGGAGGAAGAAAUUCUCCAGCGUGAUGAUGCCUAAAGACACACCUAUCUUGAGGACAGUCUUGGGACAAGGGCAAACUGAUUCUUCUCAGCCUGUCAGUUUGGUGAUGAGCCACGCAGAAACUAAGGACGAGAACCAGGAACAAGAACCAUUGAGAAAGCACAUGAAAGAAGAAGUGUUAGAAGACGCACCGUCGCCUUAUUCUGACCAACAGUCCACCAAUGGAGAAGACGUCAAGCCCAACAUAUCCGCAUCAUCCCCUGUCUCGCAUUCCUACCCCGAAAUGACAUUAGGCAUAGCAAACUAUGUACCAGCUCAAAAGCCGGAAUGGAAGAGAUACAAGCAAUAUUCCCGCGAGAAUCUCAACUGCGCCAUCCAAGCAGUAGCCGAUGGAAACAUGUCGGCCCUACAAGCUGCCAAGAAAUACAACGUGCCUUCUAGGACCCUCUACGAUAAGGUUAAAAAGUUAGGCAUUGUGACUACCAGAUCUUUCAAGAGAGGUUCCCAAGGCAAUUUCCGCUAUUUAGCCGGUAGACAGACAGAUUCACCAUAUCACACCUCCGAAAACGAGGAUUCCCCGACUAACAACAACUCCAGGCAUUUCUUUCAACGCACUAUCGACAAACGAGGAGAAGGAGCACUGAAAGCUAUGGCUAUGGUGGCUGCGAUGCAUGCCGCGGCUUCUCAGCACCAAUCUCAAUCCCAGAAUAUGAACCCUGGGUUCGAUCAUGGAGCCACUCCGGCUCUGUUCAGAUACAUGCAUAAGAGAUCGCCAUCCACUGAAGAAGAUCAGCACUCCAACGAUAGGAGUUACGUUCGGCCAGGUGAAGACCCAAAUCCUAACGGUGAAGCAUACACUCAACAACAAAUACCACAUCGAUCACCAUCUGAAUUGAGUGUUGAUCAUCAUUCUGAAAUGAGCGUGGAUCAGGAUGAUGACCAAGUGGAAGACUUAUCUGUCAAGAAGAGGCAAGAAGGAGUGAUUGUGUCGCCAAUGCCUAAGAUCGAAGAGAACGUUAAAGAAGCGAAUGAAGAAGAAAGACAAGAGAUGUGCGUGGAAGAGGUGCGCCAAUUGAAAAUUUAACCUGCAAGAUUGCUGAAAUAGUUUUAACGUACCAGUGUUAAGUUUUAUUCUAUAUAGUUUAUGUUUUUGUAUAAUUACUACAGACUACUAAGUGGCUGACGUCUAAAUACAGACCUUAAUCAGUGCAAUAUGCUUCACGAUCGUACUCAAGUUAGGUUUUAAGUUUUUAGAUUAGAUUUUUCUCAGAGUGCCUGUAAGAGCUUUGUACGAGACCAGCUCAAGAAUAUUUGCUGAUGAGUUCCUGAUCAGGAUGUAACUUAUAAGACUGAUAGAUUUUAAUCGAUUCAUUCAAGACUGAUAAACGAAAGCGUAUAUUAAAUGGUCUCUGUACUUUGCGGAAACCGGAGGUGAUUGUUUAUCUCUCUUUCGGCCAUUUUCCGAAAAUUUAGUUGUACAUAUUUUUGCUGGAAGGCAUUAAGACUUGCUGAGAGGUGCUUUAUAAUUCUGAGAAGGUUGCCACUUGACCGUUGAAAGACUGUUGCAAUCAAAUGAAUUGCUACAAAUAAUAUUACUCCAGCAUAUCAUCUUUCAACAACUAUUUUUUCACUUGUCAACGUGGCAUAUGGCAGAAACUCUGGAUUGAAAGCUUGGGAUAACUUCAAAACCCGAUUCUGACUUUACACGCCUUCUGCAAAGAGUUCAACUCAAUUUUAUUGUACAUUUUUUUGUGAUUAAAUUGUAAUUUCUUAAGGUUCGGUUUGGGGUAUGAGCUGUUUAUACAUAAUUAGAUUUUGAAAUUUUGAGUGAACGUUUCGAACUGCUGAGAAUUAUUGCACCUGUAGGAUAAUUUUACAGCUGCAAAUUCGGUUUAGGUUGAUACGGGACCAAUAUGUAAAGAAAUGUUCAAUAAAUGUGCCUAGUUCAAUUCGACUAAAUGAGCACCAGGAUCAAAUAUUCCUAUAGUUAAUCGUUUAGCUCGAAACGAAAUUCACUCUGUAAGAUAUGUAAAGAGUUCAGUUCACUUGAAAGAUAAAGUAACCACACCUUGCCUACAUUACGACAACGGAGUAGUCAUCAUCAAAAUAUUGAUUGCAAGUGUGAUUGAUAAGGGAUUCAUUUCCUUAUUAUAUCUCUUUAUACAUUUCAAUACUUUAUAUCUGGUAUUGAUAAUUUUUUUUGCAAAUUGAUUUCAAUUCUUCUGCACUUUUGAAGAAAGUAUAACCUAAUAUUAUUUAUAUUCAAUUGCUGUUUUAAAAGCUAAUUUUUUGUUAACGAUCUCAAAAAUAUUUCGAAGUUGAAGUUCAUUUAGUUAGUAAUCUGUAAUUUUUUACCGAAACGCUGAUUAUAAAAUGACUUUGGCGAGAGUGUGGUUAUUUCAGCGUCUCAAGUUUAGUACCGAGUCCACAAAGAACUCGAUUAUUUCAUAAUUGAUAAGUUGUUUGAAAUUGCACGUUCAAUGUUUAUAGCACUUUGUUUUCGAGAUUGUUAUGGAUGUUUUGAACUUGUACCACAAGUAUGAAUUUUAGCAAUAGUUACAAAUUAUAGAAUUGGCCAUAUUGAAAUGCCAUAGCUGUGAUCAACUAGACUGACACCAGACCCACAAUAUUAUGCUUCGUAAAAAUAGACUGGUUUGGCCUAGUCACGAAUCUAUUCAACUGAUAUUUCAAGUGCAAUUUAUUCACAUAAAUGGAAGAAGCACCCGCAAUUUCACCCAUAUAUUUUCAAUUAUGUAUCUACCAGAAGUUUUGUUCUCAUUUUAAAAGACUGAUUGUCAUCACAAUUCACUGUUGGGAGCCCAAAGAGAAUUUCUAAACAAAUCAUAUCGUGCCUUCAGAAACUUGAUACUAGAGUGGUUACAUUCCAACCCUAAAAAAAAAUAAGGUUCUUUUGGGAUAUUCUUGAAAAUAUAUGUUCCAAUAUCACAAUUAUUUUUUGAGACUGAUAUUUGUUACCUUAAUUGUUAAAGCUUCGUUGAAAAUUGUUUCACAAUUACCAUAGUGUUCUGUUACUGCGUUCACUGCUGAUAUAAUAAAUAAUAAGUAUGCUUUACAUGGAUCAACUACCUCAAGUUUUAAGUUAUUUUGAUUGAAAUAUUGUACAUAAUCAUUGUCAUUUAUAUUUUAUAUGGAACUGCUAUUUUAUUACAAAUGUGUGUUCUUUUUACAUUUACGUUAUUUAGACUGCGUAUUGUUAAAUAUUAUUUUUUUUUAAAUAUAAGUACACAAUAUUUUAAUGUUAUUGUUAGAUAUAGUAUAUAUAUUAUAGCACUGCACGAAUGUAUUGCAUUCUUUAUGAAAUAAGUGAAAAUCGAAAGAUAUAUUAUAUAUUCGAAAUUAA